Messenger RNA from Sorex fumeus (smoky shrew), 4989 nucleotides. It is a transcript of the gene FCHO2, whose product is annotated as FCH and mu domain containing endocytic adaptor 2. The coding region runs from base 132 to 2528 and encodes 798 amino acids. Gene Ontology annotation, cellular component: plasma membrane; cytoplasm; clathrin-coated vesicle. Gene Ontology annotation, biological process: synaptic vesicle endocytosis; clathrin coat assembly; clathrin-dependent endocytosis. The record is from RefSeq and is a predicted model, not a curated record. NCBI's taxonomy places the organism in Eukaryota, Metazoa, Chordata, Mammalia, Eulipotyphla, Soricidae. The transcript has 25 exons.
UCCGGGAAGAAGGCGGCGGCGGCGGCGGCGGCGGCGAAAGGCGGGGGCGCCGUGGGGGCCGGGCCCGUGUUUACACAGCGGCGGGCGGGCGCGGACGCGGAACCCGGCACGGCGGCGGCGGCGGCGGCAGGAUGGUCAUGGCGCAUUUCGUCGAGAAUUUCUGGGGGGAAAAAAAUAGUGGCUUUGAUGUCCUUUACCACAAUAUGAAACAUGGACAGAUAUCAACAAAAGAACUAGCAGAUUUUGUAAGAGAAAGAGCUACAAUAGAAGAGGCGUACUCCAGGUCAAUGACGAAGCUGGCAAAAUCUGCAAGCAAUUGUUCACAGCUUGGAACAUUUGCACCAGUGUGGGAUGUGUUCAAAACAUCUACGGAGAAAUUGGCAAAUUGUCACUUAGAUCUUGUUAGAAAAUUACAAGAAUUAAUAAAGGAAGUUCAGAAGUAUGGUGAAGAACAAGUAAAAUCACAUAAAAAGACUAAAGAAGAAGUUGCAGGAACUCUGGAAGCUGUUCAAACCAUUCAGAGCAUAACUCAGGCCCUCCAGAAAUCCAAAGAAAAUUACAAUGCCAAGUGUGUCGAGCAAGAACGUUUGAAAAAGGAAGGAGCUACACAAAGGGAAAUAGAAAAGGCAGCUGUUAAAUCGAAGAAAGCGACAGAUACCUAUAAAGUUUAUGUGGAAAAAUAUGCAUUAGCAAAAGCUGAUUUUGAACAGAAAAUGACAGAAACAGCUCAGAAAUUUCAAGAUAUUGAAGAAACUCAUCUCAUUCACAUAAAGGAAAUUAUAGGAUCCUUGUCUAAUGCCAUAAAGGAAAUUCAUUUGCAAAUAGGCCAGGUCCAUGAAGAAUUUAUAAAUAACAUGGCUAACACUACAGUUGAAAGCUUGAUUCAGAAACUUGCGGAGUCAAAAGGCACGGGGAAGGAAAGACCUGGCCUUAUUGAAUUUGAAGAAUGUGACCCUACUAGUGCAGUUGAAGGUGUAAAACCAAGGAAAAGAAAGACUUUCGGUUUACCAGGAAUAAUUAAAAAGGAAAAGGAUGCAGAGUCAGUGGAAAGCCCGGAUGCAGAUUCACUGAACAUUCCUGAUGUCGAUGAAGAAGGGUAUAGCAUAAAACCAGAAGCAGAUCAGAAUGAUACCAAAGAGAACCAUUUCUACUCAUCUAGUGAUUCUGAUUCUGAAGAUGAAGAGCCAAAGAAAUACCGGAUAGAAAUCAAACCCAUGCAUCCAAAUAACUCCCAAGCUACCUUGGAUGAAUUAAAAGAAUCUAUAGGGAAUAUAUCACUCCCCCCAGCAAUAACUGUGCAGAUGAAUCGGAAUUCAUCUAGUGAAGAGUUAACAAAAUCAAGACAUUCUGCUAUACCUAAUGAGAAAGGGACCAGUGAUCUACUUGCUUGGGACCCCCUGUUUGGACCAUCUCUUGACUCAUCUUCAGCUUCAUCUUCAGCCCGGCCCACAACUCCUCUUUCUCUAGGUACCAUUGUCCCACCUCCAAGGCCCACUUCCAGACCAAAGCUCACUUCAAGCAAACUCAUGGGGAUUAAUGAAAUACCCAGGCCAUUCAGUCCACCUGUAACCACCAAUACUAGCCCGCCUCCUACUGCUCCUCUAGCACGGGCUGAAAGUUCUUCCUCUAUCUCAUCUGCUGCUUCAUUAAGUGCUGCCAAUACUCCAACAAUAGGUGUAUCACGAGGUCCCAGCCCUGUCAGCCUUGGAAAUCAAGACACCUUGCCUGUGGCCGUUGCCCUCACAGAGUCCGUCAAUGCCUACUUUAAAGGAGCGGAUCCCACCAAGUGUAUUGUGAAGAUCACUGGUGAUAUGACAAUAUCGUUUCCAAGUGGAAUUAUUAAAGUUUUUACUAGCAAUCCAUCACCAGCUGUCCUAUGUUUCCGAGUGAAAAAUAUCAGCAGAUUAGAGCAAAUUCUUCCAAAUGCACAACUUGUGUUCAGUGACCCUUCCCAGUGUGAUGCUAACACGAGAGACUAUUGGAUGAACAUGCAAGCUGUGACGGUCUACCUCAAGAAGCUCUCAGAGCAGAACCCAGCUGCUUCAUACUAUAACGUCGAUGUACUCAAGUAUCAGGUAUCAUCAAAUGGUAUUCAGUCCACUCCUCUGAAUCUUGCGACAUACUGGAAGUGUGCUGCUGGCACCACCGACCUCAGGGUGGAUUAUAAGUACAACCCGGAGUCGAUGGCUGUGCCGGGCGUGCUUUCUAACAUACAGGUGGUGGUGCCGGUGGGCGGAGGCGUCACAGGCAUGCAGUCCCUUCCUCCUGCAGUCUGGAAUGCAGAGCAGAUGAAAGCCCUUUGGAAGCUGUCUGGUAUUUCUGAAAAAUCAGAAAAUGGAGGUUCUGGAUCCCUCAGGGCAAAAUUUGACCUUUCCGAAGGGCCCGGCAAGCCCGCCACCCUGGCCGUGCAGUUUCUCAGUGAGGGAAACACCCUCUCUGGGGUGGACAUCGAGCUCGUGGGCACCGGCUACCGACUGUCCUUGGUGAAGAAGCGGUUUGCCACUGGACGCUACCUGGCUGACUGCUGAUGGACCCAGAAAGUGGCUGGCUCCAGGGAGGAGGACAGCUCUGCCGCUCUGCAUCACCUGUUCUUUUCAAACACUAUUCUAACCUGCAUUGUGUCUCUGAAACGUAGACAUAUUUGAAAGCUGACUACAAACAUGAAAUUGCACUUUUGAAGUGAGUCAUUGACAGAAAUAGCACUGAGGUGAUUUUUCAAUGCUGUAAAUGAUCAACUGCGAUAAUUCAGGAAGCACAUUCAUUCAGAUUCUCAGUAAAAUGGAGCUUGCAUAGGCUGAAUUUUCAAAUUACCUUCAGUGUGUCUGUUUAAAAAGGUUAUAAUGUAAUAUCAGGCCUAAAAUUUCAGGAGAGCAAGCACAAAAUAAUUUAGCUUUCCAUAAAUUUUUAGAGUCAGAUCACUUUGAAAUUACUAAGUUUGAUUUGAAUGGAUACAAAGAGAAUGUGAAUUCCAAGUUUUGGAUGAUGUUAAUUUUAGAAUACUCAAUCAAAUUGAGUUAUGUGCCAUAAAAUUAAUCAGACCAGAGUUUCAGUUGUAUGCAAAAAUUUAUAAUUUGAUUAUCAUUUAAGCAUUAAUAAAGUGUAAAUGGUAUUUUAUAUGAUUUUUUUAAAUCUUCCAAGUGCAAUGUGUUUUAAAAAUAAGCUUGCAAAAGACAGCAGAGAAACUUAAUUCUGCAGUUAGUUAACUUUAUAGAAGUUGUGAUUGUUUUGAUGAAUUAAUGCUAUAGAUUUAAUUUAUUUUUAUAUGGAUUUGCAUAAUGUGUGCCUUUUAAAACUAACAAAUACCAGAAAUGUGCCUAUCCAGUUUGUGUUCAUUAAUGUGCCUCACUUUUUUCCUCACAGUCUGGAUCUUCUAUUCAGAAUCAUACUGUGGUCAUGCUCCCCCCUCCCCCCCCAGAUUUGCAACUUUUGUAAAUAUCCUUUGGCUGCAGAGUUAGGAAGGAAAUUCAGAGUAAAAAUAAUUUAUACUUAAAAGUCCUGGCUCACUCCUUUAGCGAUAAUGAUACACUGUAGCCACAAGAAAGAAAAGUACCUAAUGGCAUCUAUUUAAGUGGGCAGGGAAGAUUACCUUCUUGGACCUGAAUCUUAUCAAAAGUAUGUAAUUCUUAAAACAGAUUAAUUUGUGGUUCUGGUGGGACAAGGGGAGGAACUGAUGGACAGGCUAUAAGGAUAAAUUGGUAACUGGCAUCUUAAUAUUUCCCUUCACUCUUAUCAUUGGAAAUCUAUGCGUUUAUAUACUUAAUGUGUUGAGAGCAUGACUUUUACGUUUUAUGAGGAAUGUGUUUUAGGAAAGAGUUGGCAUUAGAGAGAAAAAUAUCACCAUUUGUUUUCAUUUCAACCACUGGAAAAAUGACUAGUUUGUAUGUCUUUAUUCUUUUUGUUGCUACCUGCUAAAAAUAGGGAACGUAUUUUAAGUAUUGGAAGAAGCGUUUCUUAAACUAAUAUUAAGUAGUAAAAAUAAACCUAACUUUAUAGCAAGUCAUGAGUAAUUGAAGGAAUUAAAUGUUUUGGACAGAGUUACAAUUUACAAAUGGUGUUUUAUUUAUAAGGAUUAAUACCAGUGUCCUGCAUUUUCCAUAGUAGAAAUAAUAAAUUUGUCAUAUACAAUAAUUUAUAUAAAACCACUAAUGUUCUGUUAAGCUUUACAGAAAAUAAAACCCAUACUAGACAUUUAUGUAAUGUCUUGCUAUACUAAAAACAGCAGAAAAUCUACUCAUUAGCAAUAUUUAUAACACGGUAUGUGCUUUCUAUAUAUUCAGUGUUAGCCCAAUUCUAAAUUUAGAUUUGACUAAAGGAACACAUAAGAUAAUUUGCAAAAAUACUCAUCUUUACUAAAUAGUGAGUAAGAUUAGAAUUUCUGACUCUUCUGUUGUGCUCUUUUAAAUGCCAAUAACAGUCCUUUACUGGAAUCUUAACUGCAACUGCUUUGCAGUCACACUGCUUUUAUUGGGCAGUUAAUGUUUUAUUAUUGGAAUUCAGACACCAUUAUACUCACCAUGUUUGUUUUUAAUCAAGUAUUACCCAAAAAUGUACACAUUAACGAAAUGGUUAAACUUCUGCACUUUGUUAAUUACCACAGUCUUCAUACCGAGGGGUGAUACAUAAAUUUGCCUUGGGUGUAGGUUACAGUUUUGAAGCCAUGUGAAGCCAUAUAAGUUUAUAUUGAUUUCUUUUCCACUUAAAAGUUCACUAAUGGUGUAAAAAAGAACAGUAGAUUUUCAAUGGAAAUAUAUUUAGCAAGCUGGUUCUUGCUUAUGUAUAGUGACAAAUUUUGUAGCUGCCUCUUUAACCAAGAAUUUGUAAACACAGAACUCUAACAAAUGUGAGUUUUCAAGAAUUGUUAUUUACUACUUUGAGUUGUAAUUAGAAUAAAUCUAUCUUACAAAUUUUGUAAAUAUUUUUGAUUUUUUCACAAAGUGUAAAUUUUACAUAAAAGUUGUGCCCCUUAAUAAACAUGUAAUAUAUAAUUUA